Molecule: messenger RNA, 2249 nt
Organism: Nerophis lumbriciformis (worm pipefish)
Lineage: Eukaryota; Metazoa; Chordata; Actinopteri; Syngnathiformes; Syngnathidae
Source: RefSeq, a predicted model, not a curated record
GGAGCUCAACUGACCUGAGAAAGGAACGAAUCAGUUUAUGAAGUGAUUCGGUUCAGAAGAUUCGUUCAUUCGAACGAAUCGUUCGCGAACGACACAACAUUAGCAGUUUGCUGCUAUGGCUCGACAUGUUCAUACCUCGACCUCCUGUACUGUAGAAUGUAGUAUGGACCAUAGGACAGGACGAAGACCUCCUGUACUGUAGAAUGUAGUAUGGACCAUAGGACAGGACCAAGAAAUCCCGUUAAGAAGCCUAAGAUGCUCUACUAGUCUGCUGGAAAUCCAAAGAAGAAGAACGAUGACAAAGCAAAAUGGCGUUUGACGGAGAAGGCCUAAACGUGGCCAUUAUAGACGUCUGUGAAGAGCAUCUUCUACCUGAGGAAGAGGAGUGGAGCUUCCCGAUGCAGCCAGAGGAGCCACAGCCCUCUUACUUUAAAGAAGAAGGGGAAAUGCCAGAGACCCCGCACAUUAAAAAGGAAGUGACCUCCGACAUUAAACGGAACAUGAAAGAACCACUGAAUCCCCACUUGAAAGGGGAAGAGGAGGCGCCACAAAGCUCCUGCCUUAAAGAGGAAGAGGAGGAACACAGCAUCAGUCAUGAGGGAGAGCAGCUUGAAUGGUUGGAGGAGUUCCCAGUGAUAAGAGUUAUUGUGAAGAGUGAAGAUGAUGAGGUCAAAGGUGAAAGUGAGGAGAAGAGCAGCAGCUCAACACAACACAUGACAACAGAAGCUGAUGGAGACCACUGUGGAGGAUCACAAGCAGACAAGCUCUUAGCUCCACUAUCAGAUAGUGAGGACACAACGUCACACUCUCCUGACACUGAUGAUGAAGACUCUAAAGAUGAUAAGACAAACUCUCACUUCAAAUGUUCUCACUGUGACAACACCUUUAAAUACAUUUGUCUUCUGAAAAGACACAUGAGAAUACACACCGGAGAAAAACCUUUUCCCUGCUCACUCUGUGAUAAGGAUUUCAUUCAAUGUGACACUUUAAAAGUACACAUGAGGUCACACACUGGAGAAAAACCUUUUUGCUGUUCAAUCUGUGGUAAAGGUUAUACUACAAAAAGGAGCUUGAUCAAACACACGGUAAUACACACUGGAAAAAUACCUUUUUCCUGCUCAGUCUGCGGUAAAGACUUCAAUGAAAGUCAACCUUUGAAAUUCCACAUGAGCACACACACGAGACGACAACAUUUUACCUGUUCAGUCUGUGGGAAUGGUUUUGCUCAAAGUUAUCAUUUGGAAGUGCACUGGUGAAACAAUGUUUUCCUGUUCGUGCUGCGACAAAAGCUUUUGUAAACCAUCAGCAUUGGUAAGACACAUGAGAAAGACCUUUUUCUUGUUCAAUCUGUGGUAAAGGUUUUACUGAAAAAAGGAGUGCGAUAAAACACACAAUAAUACACGCUGGAGGAAAACCUUUUACCUGAUCAAUUUGUAGUGUGUGCUGAAUUAUUAUUUAGUACCGUAUUUUCCGCACCAUAAGCCGCCCCGUGUUAUAAGCCGCGCCUUCAAUGAACGGCAUAUUUCAAAACUUUGUCCACCUAUAAGCCGCCCCGUGUUAUAAGCCGCAUCUAACUGCGCUACAGGGAAUGUCAAAAAAAAGUCAGAUAGGUCAGUUAAACUUUAAUAAUAUAUUAAAAACCAGCGUUCUAACAACUCUGUUCACUCCCAAAAUGUACGCAAAUGUGCAAUCACAAACAUAGUAAAAUUCAAAAUAGUGCAGAGCAAUAGCAAUAACUUAAUGUUGCUCGAACGUUAAUGUCACAACACACAAAAUAAACAUAACACUCACUUUCUGAAGUUAUUCUUCAUUCAUAAAUCCCUCGAAUUCUUCUCCUACGGUGUCCGAAUUAAAAAGUUGGGCGAAUUACGGGAUCCAAAAUGGCCGGCUCCGUCUCGUCGAAGUCAUCAGAGUCAGUGUCGCUGUUGUUUUUCCAGCAGUUCCGUGAAUCCUGCCUUCCGGAAAGCUCGGACCACAGUUGAGACCGAAAUAUCCGCCCAGGCAUUUACGAUCCACUGGCAGAUGUUGGCGUAUGUCGUCCGGCGCUGUCUCCCUGUCUUAGUGAAGGUGUGUUCGCCUUCGGUCAUCCAUUGUUCCCACGUUGUUCGCAGUCGUGCUUUAAAUGCCUUGUUGACACCAAUAUCGAGCGGUUGGAGUUCUUUGGUUAAUCCACCCGGAAUGAUGGCGAGUGUUGUAUUUGUGUGCUUCACUUGUUUUUUGACACCAUCUGUGAUGUGGGCGCGCAUGGA